Messenger RNA from Galdieria sulphuraria, 2145 nucleotides. Its product is annotated as archaeal ATPase. The coding region runs from base 113 to 1936 and encodes 607 amino acids. The transcript has a single exon. Lineage: Eukaryota; Rhodophyta; Bangiophyceae; Galdieriales; Galdieriaceae. The record is from RefSeq and is a predicted model, not a curated record.
CAAUCUCUCGAACAAUAAAACAUACACUCUCUUCCAUCUCCUUUGAAAGCUUUUCGGUCAUUGAUCUAUUCAUUAGUUGUGAAUUGAUUUCGGAUUGGCGGCGGCGUGUAAAAUGAGUUUGAACGAACCUUUGAUAGAUAGAAAAGAAGAUGUUUAUUCUAUUCUUCGAACUUAUUACGACCAGUUUUCUUCAGCUGGGGGAAAAUUAGAUCUUUUACGUCCUGGAGCUUGCUUCUCCCCUCACAUUUUUGGGGCGGGCAAAAGCUUUGUAGGUCAAAAAUUUUUAGAGUUUUUAAAAAAAUUCGCCGACGAAGAAGAAGAGCAGACGGAGACGGAGGUUUUCAACAAGAGCUCGUCGGGAAAAGUUGAUGCGAAGAUUUUUUCUUGGAAACACUUUGCGGAAAACACUUUGUCAGUUUGCUUUCAAUUAGAAGAGAGCUUUUCUCGUGCUCCUUUUCCAAGGUUUCUAGAGGCUUUGAUGUAUAAUAUUAUUUUGAACGCUUACCGACAAAAUGGUAAAGAUACGGACGCUCUUCAGAUAGCUGAAAGGACGGUAAAGAAUUUUGAUAUUGUAGGGGCUAUUGAUUAUCUUCUCGAACAAUUUCAGAAACGAUAUUUAUUUUUGAUGAUAGACGAACUUAGCCACCUAAGUGACCUCACCGCAUACUAUAGUGAACUUACCACGAAACAGUUCGUCGAGUCUGACCCAAAAUAUGUACCUUUCCGGAAUUUCUUCCGCAUUCUACGUAGUUUUUUGAUUACAGGGAAGGUAAUUGUCUAUUUGGCAGGUCGGACUGCCGAAAUCUCAGCCCGCCUGUCUGAUGCUCGCUCCAGUAGCGUGAGUCUCGAUAUGUUGCGGUUGAAUCCUUUUAACCUCCAUGAUAUUAAUGAAUAUCUUGAGCUGGCAAUUUAUAGUGGAAAGACCUUGAAGGACUGGUUAUUGCCCUCAGAUGGCUUGCAACAUCGAUUCGCAGAAUUAUUAAAAAAGAAGACAGGAGGUAUUCCGUUGAUUGUAAAGAAUACUUUAGUAGCCCUAGCAGAGAAAGCUGCAGACUUGUCGCAACCUGUUAUCAACGAUGACAAUAUGGAAAGUGUGUUAGAUGAUAUUUUUCACUCUGUAGUACGAAAGACAACAACGUUUAUUGUUCCGGAGAUAUUAGAUUCUGCAACCCUUCUUCGAUAUCAAUUUGUUCUUUUCAAUUAUCAGCUCGGGACAGUUUUUCCAAUCAACUUUGCAAUUACUCUAUGUGGAACGACAACUUAUUUGAUGGAUUUGGUUGCAACUUUUGGGUUUUACUCUGAAGUUUUGGGCGAGGAAUUCAAGAUUGGUUGUUGUGAAUUUAUAUUGCGAGCUCAUAGCAACUAUAAAUUUUUCCGUGAGGCUACUGAACUUUUUCCUUUAUCUCCGUUUAGUUAUAUUCCCGACACUUCAACAGCAAAAGGAGUCUUCUUUGAAUUUGUAUUUAUGAAGAUCUUUCGUUUUCGCUUAUUAACUUUUCUUCAUUCUAAUUCCUCGGCUAUUGUACAUUCUGCUAUUCCAGGAAUUUUCCAGGGUUCUUUUAUUGAACAGGACAAUGUUUCUUAUUCUAUGGAAUCUACAAAAUCUUAUGAUAUACCCAUCUUGAGAAAUGUCUCUGGUUCAUUUUCUGUUCAUUAUAGGGAUUAUUUACAACGUUGUGGUAUUUUUGUUCCAAAGGAUGGCAAUUCUAGUGGUCCUGAUGCAUAUGUUGUAUUCCAUAAUGGACAAACACGUUAUGUUGUUGGAUUUUCAUUCAAAUUUUAUCACAAAAGUGAAUUUUCGAAAAGAAAUAUUGAGGAGGAAGCCAAAAAUUUUUUUAAGGGAGUUGUUUCCGUUUUGAAUGACGAAUCUUUUUCAUCUGUUCAACUUCGUUUUCAGUUUGUGGUAGUAGUUGUACUAGAUAUGAUCAAUCUGUAGGUUUCUCUACCGAAGAACAUAAUAUUGUUGAAGAUGCAAGUCGUUUUGUGACUCAACAUUCUUCGGGAUCAACUUUGAAUGAAAGUAGUCGAUCAUGUCUGCAAUUGGUAAUUGUUUCUCAAAGGAACCUUGAAGUAUAUUUGGGAAGAGAUAAUGUCGAAACGUUGAGGAAAAUUGGGGAAGCAAACCGAGGAGAGUUUUCUAAAAAC